Molecule: messenger RNA, 906 nt
Organism: Aspergillus bombycis
Lineage: Eukaryota; Fungi; Ascomycota; Eurotiomycetes; Eurotiales; Aspergillaceae
Exons: 5
Coding region: 1-906 (301 amino acids)
Source: RefSeq, a predicted model, not a curated record
AUGGUGGUGACUGUUGCGGUAUCUGGUGGAACUGGCAAAUUGGGGCGGGCGAUCGUCGAGGCUCUGCGCAGUACCACUAAUCAUUCAGUCUUGGUUCUCGCAAGAGGUGCCAAUGACCAGUUGUCGAGCACGCUGGAUGUCCCAAUCCUUCCCGUCGACUAUUCCAGUAUCGAAUCGUUGAGCAAGGUCUUGGAUGAGAACAAUAUUGAUACCGUUAUCUCAACUGUUCCCAUUACCGACGCUUCUGCGAGCGAGUCUCAGCUGAAUCUUAUUGAGGCUGCUAUGAAAGCAUCCAGUACCAAACGUUUUAUUCCCAGUGAAUUCGGCAUUCAGUACACGGAGUCGCACGGAGCGGCAUUUCCCCCAAUUCAGGGGAAAAUUACGGCAGCUCAGAGGUUGAAAACAUCUGGCCUGGAGUAUACCCUAGUUUCAAAUGGCUUUUUCAUGGAUUACUAUGGCCUGCCCAAAGUAAAGAGCUACCUCCAGCCAUUCGUCUUCGCUGUUGACAUGGCAAACAAUGCCGCCGCUAUACCUGGUUCCGGCGAUGUCCCUGUGGUCUUCACUCAUACUUUUGAUGACUGGCCCGAGCGAAGCAUUAUCAUUGGUGACAAGCUGAGCUGGAAUGAAUUAGUUGCUCUCGCUGAGGUUACCAAAGGUGCCAAGUUUGAUAUCAAGCACGAUAGCGAGGAGAAGCUUAAAACAUUACAAGUCACCGAGCUUCCAGCACAUCCUCCCCUGUAUCCUUUCCUUCCCAAGGAACACCUUCAAUUCAUCCUGGCUGUUUUUGGCCAAUGGGCUGCAGCAGGACACUUCGAUCUUCCGGAUACAGACACGCUCAACCAGCGUUUCCCGGAUAUCAAGCCGCUCUCCUUCGGUGAGCUUCUGCAGAAGGUCUGGAAAGCUUAG